AUGGCGCCGAGCCAGAAAUCGUAUCCGCGAGGGACGGUAAAGAAGAUUGUCAAGGCGCAUUCGAAUCUCAACAUUAGCAAGAAUGCUGAUGUCUUGAUCUUUCUGGACUACGUUUUAUUCAUGCAGACCCUUGUGAAGGAGGCUGCGAUCGAGUCCAAGCAAGCUGGCGAACGUGGCAUUACGCCGUGGAGUGUAAAGAAAGCUACUCCUGACGCCCUCGCAAAAUUCAAGGGCUGA
Scedosporium apiospermum is the source of this 237-nucleotide messenger RNA. RefSeq lists its product as uncharacterized. Gene Ontology annotation, biological process: kinetochore assembly; chromosome segregation; mitotic cell cycle. Gene Ontology annotation, cellular component: nucleoplasm; kinetochore. The coding region runs from base 1 to 237 and encodes 78 amino acids. The record is from RefSeq and is a predicted model, not a curated record. NCBI's taxonomy places the organism in Eukaryota, Fungi, Ascomycota, Sordariomycetes, Microascales, Microascaceae. The transcript has 4 exons. Gene Ontology annotation, molecular function: protein heterodimerization activity.